Molecule: messenger RNA, 3002 nt
Organism: Callithrix jacchus (white-tufted-ear marmoset)
Lineage: Eukaryota; Metazoa; Chordata; Mammalia; Primates; Cebidae
Gene: WDR25
Product: WD repeat domain 25
Molecular function (GO): protein binding
Source: RefSeq, a predicted model, not a curated record
UGUGGAAACUGUCGGCAGGUUGCAGGAGUUACCUGUGCUCGAGUGCAAGGAUUAGAUCUAGUGUCACCUCUGUUCCUUUUCAGUAUCUUACCUGUUGCCCAGGUGGUGACACUGGCCCUCAGGUGAGAAGCACCUGGCCAUGAGUCCUGGGCCUCUGACCUGCUUGUCGUGUAACCAUGGGCAACUUCCUUUCUACAAGGAACCCCAGUCUCUUCAUCUGUAUAGUGGUCCAAUGUGGUCCAAUUACACGACCUCAGAGGAAUGAGGGGCACUGCCAGGACUCCAUCACCUGUGUAAACACCUGGCAGUGUGGGCAUGUGGCAGUCUAGAUAAACCAUAGCCUUGUGGUGGUUAUGAAGGUUAUUAUAAAAAUGCAUGCAUUUCUUUCACAAUCAGAAAAACAUUACGCAUGAAAGAACAGGGCAAUGACUGGAGGUGGAAGAACAAGACAGCCUACCCAGCUGCAUGGUCCCACUGACCACCCUGCGUGACCACCGUGGCCACUCUUUACUCAUCUUCCAGAAAAGGGAGAGGUCAGAUGGCAGCCAGACCCUUACCAGAUGGUGUAUCCGGCCCUCCCAGAGGGGAGGCAUGGAGGGCUACGGGAACAUCCAUUAGACCUUAACUUGGCCUGUGGGAGUCAGGAGGGCUUCCUGGAGAGAGGAUUGUCUCAUGGGAGACAGGAGAGAAGAGUAGGAGCCAACCAGGUGGAGAGGGAGGCGUGUACUUCCAACAGAGAGAGGGCAUAUGUAAGGCUGGAGAUUCAAGGAGCAGAGCGAGUUUGGGAAACACAGCUAGAGAGUGGCGUGCAAGGAAGAUCAUGAUGGGAGAUGAGGCUGGGCAGGUGACUGGGGCCUCCAGAGUCAGCCACUGACUUUCCCACUGUAGGCGUUUACAGCUCUCUUGAGCCCCUGGGAUGUGCUUGGCAAGAUAAGGCCUUACGGCUAGAAGGCUCAGAGAGUGCCCCUUAACUGGGCUUCUGGAUGGAAUUUUUGGAGCAAAGGGCUAGUACUUAUUUUUACGCAAAUUGAGAAGUCUUGAUGAAAAGGAGCACUUACAUCCCAACCCCAUCAGGGAGGGCCAGGGAGAACCGUGGCUUCAGUAAUGGUGUGGGCCUGUUGGAGCCUGUCACAUGGUUACAUAUGACAGACAGGACACCCUACCUCCACCCAGACUGGGCCUUCAGAAGGAAUUGAGUUGGAGGCAAUUAGAACUAAAUCAGAUGAUGCUCCAAGGAUCCCCCACUCUAACUGCCGAGAGCAUCCCUGACUUCCUGCACGUGGAUGAAGCCGAGUGAUUUUAAAGCAGCUCCUUGUCCAGGCUUAGGUGAAAGUCUGCCCUCACUUGUAGAGGUGGUGCCAUGAUGCGGUCGUAGGAAUUAGGCGUCCCAGGUUCUGGUUCUCCCUGCCUCUGCUGCAGUGUGAUCAGAAGGGGGCUCUCUCCUGCUGUUCCACCAUGUGCCAUGACACUCCACCUCCUCUGCUCCCCUUCUGCCUCACUCCCCUCUAAUCCACCCGCAAGUCCCAGUGAUUCUUCUCCAAAGUGGGCGUUCAGUGCGUUCACAGUCCUGUGGCCCAGGCCUGCUCUCUCCCCUCUGCACACCCUCUUCACUGGUCUCCUUGCAUUAUUCUGGCCUCUCUUAGAGCAGCCCGUGUGCUCUUUAAAAACAAAAGUCUGCUUAUCACUUUGCUCCAAUGCUUAAAAACCCAUCCAUUUUACACGGAGAGAAAAAUUCCGAACUUUUUGCAAAUAGCUGCCGAGUCCUGCGUGAUCUGCAUUUUGCCCACUCAUGUUGCUAUCUUCCUUCACACAGGGCUCAAGCCACACUGGCUGCCAGUCCCUCAGCCUGUGUGGCUAUCACCUUUACAGUCUUGCUCAGGCCGUCCUCACCUCACCCCUUCCUCUGGAGAAGCCCGCUGACCUCUGCAGUGGAAAUCAAAGUAUGGAACGCUGUGGACUCUGGGUACUGCCUGCAGACCUACUCCCUGCACACAGAGGCAGUGCGGGCCGCCCGCUGGUCUCCCUGUGGCCGGCGCAUCCUCAGUGGUGGCUUUGACUUCGCCCUGCAUCUAACAGACCUUGAAACAGGAACCCAGCUAUUUAGUGGUCGAAGUGACUUUAGAAUCACUACCUUGAAAUUCCAUCCAAAAGACCACAACAUUUUUUUAUGUGGAGGCUUCAGCUCUGAAAUGAAAGCUUGGGAUAUAAGGACCAGCAAGGUGAUGAGAAGCUACAAGGCCACCAUUCAGCAGACCUUGGACAUCCUGUUCCUCCGGGAAGGCUCUGAGUUCCUGAGCAGCACGGAUGCUUCCACCCGGGACUCGGCUGACCGCACCAUUAUUGCCUGGGAUUUCCGGACCUCUGCCAAAAUCUCUAAUCAGAUUUUCCACGAGAGAUUCACCUGCCCCAGCCUCGCCUUGCACCCCAGGGAACCCGUGUUCCUGGCACAGACCAAUGGCAACUACCUGGCCCUUUUCUCCACUGUGUGGCCCUACCGGAUGAGCAGACGGCGGCGCUAUGAAGGGCACAAGGUGGAGGGCUACUCAGUGGGCUGCGAGUGUUCCCCAGGCGGUGAUCUGCUGGUGACGGGCAGCGCUGAUGGCCGGGUCCUGAUGUACAGCUUCCGCACAGCCAGCCGGGCAUGCACACUGCAGGGGCACACGCAGGCCUGUGUUGGCACCACCUACCACCCUGUGCUGCCCUCCGUCCUUGCCACCUGCUCCUGGGGAGGGGACGUGAAGAUCUGGCACUGAGGUUUUUGUCAUGGAACCUUCCCAAUGCCAGCUGGGCUCUGGAGCUCCCCUCUUCCUCAGGGGUGGAUGAGAGGAAUGAGUACAGAGGUCGGCUGUGGGUCCUGGGCACCACCCUCUGAGCCCCAGUUUCCUCAUCUGCAAAGUGGGGACAAAAGUCUGUCUGUCUCAGGAGUGUGAAGGCUACACUAAUGAAAUUGCCUGGCAUGCAGCCGGUGAUGCUUAAUAAAUGUCUGUUUUGCUAUUUCUUAA